AUGGGGUCUAGGGUUGGUCAUAGACCUGAAGGUACAGAUGGUGCGGAUUUUCGUCAUAGAGAACGAGUUUGUACUCAAUACAGCUUGAGCCCGUUAUUGAAACGUCGCAUCAAAUUUGUUUAUUUACUUCACCUAAUGUUGUGGGUGCUCAUGUUCGCUCGCCUGCUACCGGAACUAUGCUUAAGACUUGGAUUCCGAACAAGGCUUAUGGUGGAAAAGUGGCCAUUUCCUCAAGGUGAGUUAUGGGAGUACGUCUGGCUUUUCGGUAGUAUCUUCCCUACCCUAUUCGGAUAUAUCUCAUUACAAAGAAGCCGAGCUGGAUUGAUGCGAGUUUCUCUUACUGGAACUGUCAUUUUCGGUCUUGGCACUGUAGCUGUUGGAUGCUUCACAAACGCAUUCGAGCUGAUGACAUAUUACCAAAGUCGUGUGGCUAAGCACUAUUUCUAUGAAUUUCCCGUUGUCGUCUUGACCUACAUAUUUUUCUCAUUAUGUGUUCAGGUACACGGCUUCUCUGUCUAUUUCGGUUACAAGUUAUACUGUAUCUGGUCUGUUAAGGUGCGCAAAGUACGGUGAUUGUUGUUCUCAGGCUCGUUUGCUUCACGGUGAUCAAUAGAAGCAGAAAGUAUCCCCGCUUUCUGCAUAACUUUUGUUGGGAACUUGACUGUUUUGAAAGGCCGAGUAUAUUUCUUAAAUGAAUGCAGUAGUUUCCAAAUGUUUGUGUACAGUUUCUCAUUAAAAAGUGUUAUUCAGUUUUUGUAAUUAUUCUUACUAACCCUAAACAGUCGUUAUCAACUCUUUCGUAUGUACAUAGCUUUAAUAUAUAUGACAUAUUGCCAGC
This is a messenger RNA of Schistosoma curassoni, 838 nucleotides long. Lineage: Eukaryota; Metazoa; Platyhelminthes; Trematoda; Strigeidida; Schistosomatidae. The record is from the annotation of a GenBank genome assembly.